UGUGAAUUGAAUGUCAUUCCAUUUAUAAGCAUGCCUGAAUUGUCAAAUACAAAACCUUUGCGUGGAGACUUGAACAAUCUCAUGCAUGAAGUGGAUGCGUUUAUUUCAGAGCUAAAUGAAGAUGGUACAAUCACUACCCCCACACGUUCGCAUUCACUUCAAGAACCACAAAGACAGUCUUCACCUAUUUCAACCAAUAGGUCCAAUACAGUCACUUCUCGUCCCUCUGCCAAACAAAGACAAAACAUAGUGACCACUGACAACUCUCAUAAUCGGCUUCCCAAUACAUUACAACAUGCUUAUUCUUCGCCUUCUUACAAUUAUUACUAUGCAACACCACCCACGCCACCCUCUAGAAGUACGCUCAGAUCAUUACGAUCGACAUCCGCCACGCUUGUGGAACCAGGUAUCAGUAGCACAACUUAUUUUUAUACACAGACAAACCAACCUCAUCAUCAAGAUUAUGUAAAUACAUACCUAACAGACACUCGAAAGCAUCAAGAAAAGACAGCUGCUUAUGAAGAUGAUGAUACACCUUCCUCAAGUCGAUCGUCUUCCUUUAUGUUCUUGAAUGAGAAGCACAUUAGUACCUCUUCCACGAAUCAACACACUUAUCAAUCACCCACAAGACCCACGGUGCUUACAUUGCCGCAUAAAAGAUCUUCUUGUUCUUCCUCUUCUGUUCCUUCGCCUUCUAGUACGCCACCUGUUAUUUCAUUUCCUUCAACUUGCGCUUAUAUGUCUGUGCUUGGAAAAGCAUUCAUUAAACGUGUUCGAAGCUUAGAGCAUGUACGUGAAUUGUUUUGCGCCAAUGAAUAUCCUGAAUCAUUCACAGGACAAGAAGCCACCAAAAUAUUUCAACAUUUAUUGGAUGGUAUUCCAGAAGCUUAUUGUGUUAUCGUGGCCAAUGCAUUUAUGAAAGCAGCACCUUCUCUUUUUGAACCUAUUCAUUACUCUCAAAAAUCAAUCAUUCAACGCACCUUUUUCAAUUCAACAGAUGAAUAUUACACAUUACAAGAAGACAGUGAUGAUGUGCCUACUGGUCUUCUCACCAGUCUUUUGGAAUGCUAUACCUAUGAUUGUUUACCAGGCAAAGGAGGUUGUUAUGCACCCCGAUGUCCAAACAAACCAGAAGUAUUUGAUUUUGAGUUUAAUGUACAAGAUCCUUUACUUGAAAUGACAAUCACAUCCAAACAUCGCUCUUCAAGUUCAGAACAUGCCACUCAAUCAACUUUACAGAUGGCCUGGGCUCAAAAAGUACCUCAGGCAUUACUGGCCACAUUGUCAAAAAAAGAAAUUGCAAGACAAGAAGCCAUGAACGAACUCAUUUAUUCCGAGCAAGUCUAUAAAAAGGACUUACAGGUACUUGCAGAAGCAAUUGUGAUCCCUUUAUCAGAGAAAUCGAGUCUUAUUCCAUCACCCAAGAAACGAGCGGAAUUUGUGCAUGAAGUGUUUGGCAAUUACAAACAAUUGCUUGAAGUGAGUGCAGCUUUGUUUGACGAUCUUGUGGACCUACAACAACAGUAUGAAAAUGCAUGCAUCCCUAUGAUUGGUGAUGUUCUCAUUAAACACUAUGCGUAUUUUGAAGACCCCUUUACACGAUACUGCCCCCGUGUGUCUCUUGCGGAAUAUCUGAUCAAAGAAGAAGCAAGAAAUAACCCUGAUCUUGAGAAAUUCAUGGCUCAUGCUGAAAAGAGUAAACGUAUGCGACGGCUUGCGUUUCGUCACUUUCUGUUGAAUCCGGUCACUCGAUUACAACGUUAUCCUUUGUUACUAGAUGCUAUCCUAAAAAAGACAGAACCUGAUCACCCAGACUAUACUUACUUGUCGAAAUGUUUGGAUAUGGUGAAAAAAGUCGCAAGUCAAUCGGACGCUUUGGCAGACAUAUUCAAGAAGCGUGUCCAGAUCUUGGAAAUCAAUGAUAUGAUACGGUUCAAACCUGGCGAAUACCAAGAUCUCAAGCUGACAGAUCCACAUCGAAAAUUGUAUUAUCAGGGGGAUAUCAAGCGUCGUAGUGGUGGUAUCACCGAAGUCACUGAGAAGACAGACAUUCAUGCGUUUAUCUUUGACCAUUUGGCAUUGUUGACAAAACCAAGAAAGUCAAGUGCGGCAGCAUCUGUAGAUGAAUAUCGUGUAUGGAAAAGGCCCAUUCCGCUUCAGAUGCUUUAUGUUGCUCCUUUGGCUACAGAGCUAUCGCAGGCACCCACUUCUUCUAGCUUAAGAUCCAACUCCCAAGCCUCCUUUUUAGUCACAUUUACAUUCCAACAUCUCGGUCAACGUGGCGGUACUUAUAGUUUUAUGUGCACUGUGACGGAAAAGCAGAAAUGGCUUAGUGCUAUAGAGGAAGCCAAGGCCUCUUUAAAGAAGCGAACUGGCGAAGAUGUGUUUGAAGUUGUAAGUUUGGACGAUGCUUCAUUUAGAUAUAUGACCACGGGCGUUGGAUCAAAACAAGCCAAAGUGACAUGUACAGCACCAUUUACAAGUGUUUCUGGAGAAAAGAAACUCGUAAUUGGUACAGAUACAGGUGUUUACAUCAAAAGCAUGACUGGCACAGGUGUGAGAAGGGUAGUAUCAACAGAAGGAGUGACCCAACUUUCUGUAUUAGAAAAGCAUCAUGUCUUACUUGUCUUGGCAGACAAGACAUUGAAAGCAUAUCCACUUGACUUGUUGGAUUCAGCAGUGACAACAACGUCAGGAAAACCACCAGAACGCCUCGGGCAGGAACUGGGACAACACAUUCAUUAUUUUCAAGUUGGUUUUUGUAACAAUAGAGACCUCGUUGUAUAUAAAAAGAAAAAGAAUACCUCCAGCAUAUUUACAGCACUUGAACCUCUUUAUGAUUUGCGAGAACCCAAAAAUCAAAAAUACAUUACACACAAAACUGGCUUUAUCAUGAGUAAUAGAUCAAGUCAUGCUUGGUUUAAAAGAUACAAGGAAUUCUAUGUAGGUGCAGAAUCAAACAAUAUCCAUUUCCUCAAGUCAAAGUUGUUGAUUGUAUGUGAAAGAGGAUUUGAGAUUAUUGAUCCUGAAAACUUGAGUGUGGGAGGAAGAGAUAUACCAGACAAGAUGGAUCCUCAGUUUAAUUUUGUUCAUCGACAGGCAGAUAUGGUUAAGCCGAUUGCCAUGUAUCGUAUACACGAUAAAUUCUUAUUAUGCUACAGUAAAUUUGCGUUCUAUGUGAAUAAUCGAAAUGGAUCUCUAGUUCAACGAGGACCACAAAGAUUACCACUACUCUGUGAGUGGGAAGGUACUCCUGAACAUAUUGUAUAUCAAUACCCUUACAUCAUUGCUUUUGACCCUCAAUUUAUUGAGGUGCGUCAUGUCGAUACAGGCGAUCUUGUACAAAUCAUUCCAGGUGAACAAAUGCGUUUAACUUAUUAUACAUCAAACCCAACUCAAGAAGUUGACAUUCAUGGUUGUCAGACACAUGCUAAAAGACCAGACCUUCAAAACAUAUUUUACUUGAAACUACAGAAAACAACUGCACGCAAAUAGACACAAUAAAUAGAGAACAGCUGCAUGCUGAUAAUAUACUUUCUUAACAUGCUUUGAUUGUUAAACACUAUGUACACUCAUUCAUUGUGCUUUUGCGUAUGUAUCAAUUGAUUUUUUUUUCUUAGGCUCUGCAUAAAUCUAUCUCAGAUUUUUUAAAUGAAAAAAAAAAAUAAACCCUA
Messenger RNA from Gilbertella persicaria, 3674 nucleotides. Its product is annotated as CNH domain-containing protein. The record is from RefSeq and is a predicted model, not a curated record. Gene Ontology annotation, molecular function: guanyl-nucleotide exchange factor activity. The transcript has 7 exons. NCBI's taxonomy places the organism in Eukaryota, Fungi, Mucoromycota, Mucoromycetes, Mucorales, Choanephoraceae. Bases 31 to 3495 code for a protein of 1154 amino acids.